UCCGAGAGAACGGACACGAGGGCUGAGAAAACAAAACGGCUAACAAACGGGAAAAUCGCUGAGACAGGACCUCUCACACACGCGCACUCACACACACACUCGCACACACAAAUCCCCACUCGCCUAUAUAUAUACGUAUAUGUAUGAAAGUGAAGCGCCAAGUGCCAGUGUCCUAGAAAUUAAACACAAUACAAGAAUAAAUCCAAAUCGACAAGGGCGAUAAUGGAAAAUUAAUUGGUGGGACCCCUUCGGAUGGAAACGGAUCCAAAAGGAAAAGUGCAAGUGAAAAGUGCCUGUAAGAAGCAGAAAAUCACACACUCACACACACACAAAGGAAACGUCAUAUGCCAGAGGCAUUGACAGGAGUCCAUGGAGCCCGCAUUUUGUGUAUCCUAUUUUGUGUGUGGCAGCUAAAAAAAGAAGGAGAAGGCAGCGAGGAGAAGGUCCUUAGCCAUAGUGGCCAUAGAAAAACAAAAACAAAAACAAGCACAUCGCAAUUACACCGUGUAGUUGCCAUAAUGAUAGAUUUCAAAAGUAAAUUGAGCAAAUUAUCGCAUAGAACGUGCUCCGCUUCGAAAGUCUAAAAAUAAUCGCGCGUCGCCAAGUUGUCGAGAGUCCAAAGUUCCCUGUUUCCACUUCCCCCCAAUCAACUGGAUGUGGAUGUCGAAGGGUCCAAGGGUCUAAAGUGCCGCAACAGACUUUAAAUUAUGCAUGCACAUUGAUUUUCCGACCCAGUCGUUAUAUCCCCCAUCUAUAUCAUCUAUAUCGCAUCGCAUGUUAUCAGCGGAACUGGCGUCGUCGACGGCUUUGUUGAAUGCGAGUUAUCAGCGCAGCAACGGCCCCUCAAAAGAUGAAGUUUGCCCCUCGACAACAUAUGAAAAGUGCCACACAACGACGGGAGCAACAUCGGGAGCAGCAGCAGCAGCAGCAACACUUGCAACGGCAACAGCAGCAGCAGCAGCCACAAUGACCAAGCAAUUGACAACGGCAACAGCAACAAAUGCGGCAUCGAGCAUAGGACAAGCGGGUGAUUUGGCGCCCACAGUUAUAUCACCGACUGCAGGAGCAGCGGGAGGGUCAGAGGGAGAGGAGGGAGGAGCUGGAGGAGCUGGAGGAGCUGUGGGUGGCAGCAUUUCACCUGUCAGCGAGACAACAAAGACUGUGGCCCAACCGCAAGCCCAAACCCUCAAAGAGAAGCCCUCGAGUAGCGAUGCCAGUGGCAGAUCGGCGGCUCUGGAACGGGCCUAUGUGCACGAUGUGUACGAGCAUUGCGAGGAGCCGACGGGUCCAGUGCGUCCCCGGAUGGCCCACUUCCUCAGCGGCUUGGAUCCGGGCUCCGUGGUCUGCGACGUGGGCUGCGGCAGUGGGCGGUACCUCACCCAGUGCAACCCGGCCAUCUGCACCAUCGGCGUGGAGCGAUGUUAUCGGCUGAGCAAGGUGGCCCACGAGAAGGGCGGCGAGGUUGCCCUGUGCGACAAUCUGGAGCUGCCUUUCCGGGACGACAGUUUCGAUGCGGUGUUAUCCCUGGCGGUGGUGCAUCACUUUGCCACCACGGAGCGUAGGGUUCAGGCUUUGAGGGAGCUGGCCAGGAUCCUUCGGAUCGGCGGACGUGUGGUGAUCACCGUUUGGGCACUGGAACAGCGGCAUCGGCGCUUCGAGUCGCAGGAUGUGCUGAUACCCUGGCAGCCGCCAAAGAAUCGAAAUUACUCGUACUCGGAUGAGGAGGAUGACGAUAACUUCCAGCCACCUUAUCAUGCCUACACGGAGGACUCGACGAACUCCAGUCGAUCGGCAGGGGAUGGGGAUAGUUCCAGCUUGAGUUCAUCCUCGCCGGGGGAGUCCUGCUACAGCUUCGUUCGCAGGGCCAUUCAGAAACUGGCAAGAGGAAGGCGACAUGCCUGGUUCAUGGACUCGUGGUCCUCGAAGGACACCAAGAACGAUAGCAGUUUGGACUACGAGGAUGCCAAGGACCUGCCCAUCGAACUGCGUCGCCUGGAGGACUUUGAGGACUUUCCUGAUCCUCCUCUUUCAGCUGGCCUGAAAUCCCGCAGCUUGGGCAGCAUUCUGCAGCCUCCUCCCCGCCAGAUUGUUCGCUCGCGAUCGAGUGUUCCCAGUUUGGGAGGUCCUUUGAUCCCGGGGGAAUCCAAGGCCACAGCAGCUGCCUUGCUACUAAAUGCCCCGGAGGCCCAGCAACUUCAGCUGCAACUCCAGCUGAACGGAAGGCAUUCACCCACUGCGACAGCCAGUGCUGGGAAUACUUUGGCCCGGAGGCCCAAGCUCAUCAAGCAGAAGCAAUCCCUGUGCGAUGAUGACGCCACUGGCGCCGCCACGCCUCCCGCCCCCGAAUCCUACCAGAUGGUGAGCAGCCUAAAUGGUUCGAAUGGCGGAGUGAGCAGUAGUUUGUAUACGAGAAGUGGCUGCUAUGCUGGGAAUUUCCAUCAGCAUAUGUCAUCAGCGGACGCGAAUUCUUCAGGGGAUCCUAAGGAGGGAGGAGGAGCAGCACCUGCAUCGGGAGCACCCACCUUCCUGCGCAAACAGAGCUCUCUUAAUGAGGAUCUGAUGGCCUGCAAUCGGUUGAGGGAGAAGGAAAGGGUGCGAAAGCGAAUCCAGAAGCAAACCUCUUUAAACGAAGCCUUCCUCUGCAGAUCCGCCUUGUUCUCCAAGAGAUUACAGGUCAUCCGCGAGGGCUUCACCACGAAGAUUAAGAGCUCGACGGGCAGUUUGGAAAGGGUGACCAAAACAGGGAUAAGUAAACUGAUCCAGAACAUCAAGAGUGUGCCGCAGACGCAGCCAAAUCCUGCCCAGAGUCCCAGUCAAAUGGAGAAGAACACCGCGCUGAAUAACAACAACAAACAGGGUGGAGUAACCGCCGUGCCGCAUCAGCACCAUCAUCACCACCACCACCAUCCAGUGCAUCAUCUCUCCCACUUGAUACUGCCCACAUCCUCCACGUCCACGGGACCCGUGACGUACUGCAGCAGUGUGGAGUGCACGAUGGGCAACCUGUGCCACUGCAGUCAGUACCAGCAGGAGUGUCCCGCCUGUGCGGAUGGGGCUCAGGGUGACAAGGCGAGGAGGCAUUCCCGGGAGUCAGGCUCGGACUCCUCCAAGGACAGUAGCCUCCAAUCGGACACCAGUAUCGAGUCCGAGGAUAGCUUCGCCUCGGUCAUAUUCAUCCCGAAGCCGGAGCAGCACCAACAGCAGUUGAACUACCAGCAGCAGCACCAGAACUCCAACUCCAGUUCCAGCAACUCCUCCUCGAGCAACGGGCAAAGGGCUCAGGGAGCCGCUGGCCGAGAUCAGGGUUCCGGAAUCACCGGCUCUCGACUGCCGCCCACUCACUCAGUGCCAACGUCGCCUUUGAUCAUGCCCUGCCCUCCCACUCCGGCCCAUUCCCCGGCUGCCAUCCAGGGCACGGUUACCUCUCCACCGCAAUCCACCUCGGCUGUUUCCGCCGCCAUGGCCAUUCUGACUCCUCCCUCGAAACCGGCAAGAUUCAGCUUCGAUGAGGCGCACAUCAAGCAGCAGAAGGAGCAACAGAUGGAGGUGCCUAGGGAGCAGAAGAAGGAGUUGCCCAAGGAACCCCUCAAGGAGUCGCCGCCGGUGAGGAGGAUAACCCGCCAGGCCAUCAGGGAUCUGCCACCCAUUCCCAAGUUCCGGAAACAGCAAUCCCUGCAGCUGCAACGCCAGAGCUUUCCCAUCGUCCGGAGAGCCUCGGGAUCUGGGGUUUCCACCUCGGCUUCCUCCACCUCGCUGGCCAGCAAACUGCUCUCCCUGGAGCUCUUCAAUCCAGCCACCGAUGACUUGGACAGCGACUCCAGUGAACCCUCGUCACCCGAUUCCAUAGACAGUGUGAUCAGUGCUCCACGGUCGGCCAAGGUUCCCUCGGGAAGCGAUGAGGGUGGAGGUGCCUCUGCCAACUCCGCCUCCCAGGACGAAGGUGAAGCUAGUCUAGCCCAGUUGAUUAGCCUGCAGCAGGAGCAGUACCACAAGGGAGAGCUCCAGAUCAAUAGCUCUCGAUCCCAGGCCGAAGAUGAUAUCAUACUGAAUGCAGAUAGUGCCACGCUGCUCCCCGAGAAGAGGGAGUCCAACCAGAAGCAGGAUUGUGCCGAGUUCGCCGAACAACUGACUGCCCAACUGCAGCGGGAACUGGAGGACAAGUCAAAUCGCACCGAGUGCCGAUAUCUGGACGGGAUCGGAAUGGGCGAUCUCUCGGAGUUCCUGGGCGGUGGCAAGAAACGAUCCAACGGAGAUCUGAGUGCUUUUCGGGAUGAACUGAGGGAACGUCGCCUGAUGCUGGCCAAUCUGUCCACCCAACCGAGUCUCCAACAAUCCCCCGUAAGCUCCUCCACCUCAUCGCUGUCCUCGCAAACGCGCAGCUUCACCAUCCAGGAGGAGGAUGGCGAGGAAGAGGAGGAGGAGGAGAACGAGUCCAGCUAUUCCCUUGGGGUCUACGAGCACUGCAAGAUCUCCAAGUUCAACUACAAGCGGAAUCGUCACUAUCAGCUCAAUCCGGAGACAGCCUACCUCCUGCAGGACGACGGGGACAGUGAUGUGCGGGAGGAGGACGAGGACGAUGUCAUACCCGAGGAGGAGGAGCAGGAGGAACAGGACGAGGACGCCGAGGCGGAGGCCUUGGAGGCCAGGGGUGGCGAUCAGUUGGGCGAGGGAAUGGCGGACUACGGUCAGCGGCGACGCAACAUGGCCGCCCUGAAGGUGCAACCUGCAACGACCUCCCAGCAGCAGCAGCAGCCACCACAGAGGGAGUCCAAUCAACCCACGCCCAGUCUGCAACAGCGACCCUCCAACGAAUCUCUGGAGCACUCGAACAGCUCCACCAACUCCCUGGACAGCCCAUCGCAGGGGGGAGCCAGCACCCACCACCGCUACUAUCAUGUGUUCCGCGAGGGCGAGCUGGACGCACUGAUCAACCACCAUGUGGCCAGCCUGCACAUCGUUAGCUCCUACUACGAGCGGGCCAGCUGGUGUGUGGUGGCCGAAAAGGUCCAGGUGUGGACCAUCUAAGAACCCUACGCACUUAAAAGGGGAUUCAAAAACGUAUGCCUUGGUUAACCAGAA
This is a messenger RNA of Drosophila takahashii, 5079 nucleotides long. It is a transcript of the gene fid, whose product is annotated as fire dancer. The record is from RefSeq and is a predicted model, not a curated record. Gene Ontology annotation, biological process: tRNA methylation; tRNA wobble uridine modification. Gene Ontology annotation, molecular function: tRNA (5-carboxymethyluridine(34)-5-O)-methyltransferase activity; S-adenosylmethionine-dependent methyltransferase activity; tRNA binding. Lineage: Eukaryota; Metazoa; Arthropoda; Insecta; Diptera; Drosophilidae. Gene Ontology annotation, cellular component: cytoplasm; nucleus.